Messenger RNA from Myotis myotis, 2940 nucleotides. RefSeq names its product UTP6 small subunit processome component (gene UTP6). Gene Ontology annotation, cellular component: small-subunit processome; Pwp2p-containing subcomplex of 90S preribosome. Gene Ontology annotation, biological process: maturation of SSU-rRNA from tricistronic rRNA transcript (SSU-rRNA, 5.8S rRNA, LSU-rRNA). Bases 95 to 1891 code for a protein of 598 amino acids. The transcript is spliced from 19 exons. NCBI's taxonomy places the organism in Eukaryota, Metazoa, Chordata, Mammalia, Chiroptera, Vespertilionidae. The record is from RefSeq and is a predicted model, not a curated record. Gene Ontology annotation, molecular function: snoRNA binding; protein binding.
CGAGCGUCCGGGCGGGGUCUCCGGAAUAGGUGGGCCCUUCCAGCGCGUGCCGGAAGUUGAGAGGCGCUUGGUGGGGUUCUAGGGUUCGGACCUCAUGGCGGAGAUCAUCCAGGAACGCAUAGAGGACCGGCUCCCGGAGUUGGAGCAGCUGGAGCGCAUCGGACUGUUCAGUCAUGCGGAGAUAAAGGCUAUCAUUAAGAAGGCUUCAGAUCUAGAAUACAAAAUACAGCGAAGAGCUCUUUGUAAGGAAGACUUUAUCAAUUAUGUUCAAUAUGAAAUUAAUUUUCUGGAGCUGAUCCAGAGAAGAAGAGCUCGCAUCGGGUAUUCAUUUAAGAAGGAUGAGAUUGAGAAUUCUAUUGUACACCGGGUACAAGGCAUAUUCCGACGAGCUUCAGCAAAGUGGAAAGAUGAUGUUCAACUUUGGCUAUCCUAUGUAGUCUUCUGUAAGAAAUGGGCUACCAAAGCUCAACUUAGCAAGGUAUUCUCUGCCAUGUUGGCCAUUCAUUCAAACAAGCCAGCUUUGUGGAUUAUGGCGGCCAAAUGGGAAAUGGAAGAUCGCUUGUCUUCAGAAAGUGCAAGACAACUCUUUCUUCGAGCUCUGCGCUUUCAUCCCCAGUCUGCAAAACUUUAUCAAGAAUACUUCAGGAUGGAGCUGAUGCAUGCUGAGAAAUUGGGGAAGGAAAAGGAAGAAUUUGAGAAAGCCAAAAUGGAUUUGGGAAAUCUUGAUUAUCCUGAAGAAAUCCUUACGGGUGAGUUGGCACGGAUCAUCUACAAAAAUUCCAUAAACAUAAUUAAAGGUGCAGAAUUUCAUGUGUCACUGCUUUCAAUUGCACAGCUAUUCGAUUUUGCUAAAAAUCUGCAAAAGGAAAUUUAUGAUGACCUUCAGGCUCUGCACACAGAUGACCCUCUCACUUGGGAUUACGUGGCACGGCGAGAAUUAGAGAUCCAGCCACAGCCAGGAGAAGAGCCGCCUGCGACAAAGCAAGCCCGAGCCCUGGAGAUGGGCCGGAGGGAGGAGCGCUGCUGCGCUGUGUACGAAGAGGCAGUCCAGACUCUCCCUACAGAGGCCAUGUGGAAGUGUUACAUCAGCUUUUGCUUGGAAAGAUUUGCUAAGAAGACAAGUAAUCGGUCCCUCAGAGGGCAGAGGCUGGAAAGGACCAUGACUGCAUUCAAGAAGGCACAGGAACUCAAACUUCUACCAGAAUUCCUCUACAAGCAGUGGAUUGAGCUGUUGCGGCAGCAUGACUUCCUUAAGGAAGCUCUGCAGGUGGCAGUGGCCGGGAUUGAAUUGUUUAGAGACUCUGUGAUGAUGUGGCAGAUGAAGCUGCAGGUGCUGAUUGAUUCCAAGAGCCCUGACAUAGCCAGUCUUUUUAAAGAAGGCUUUGCGUCCCUGAAACCCCAGGUUUGUCUGCCAUUGUGGAUUUCUUGGGCAGAGUGGUGUGAAGGUGCCAAAAGCCAAGAAGACACUGAAGCCAUCUAUAAGAAAGCUAUCUUAGCUGUCACGGGUGCUGACUCAGUCACUUUGAAGGAAAAGUACCUGGAUUGGGCUUAUCGAAGCGGUGGCAACAAAAAGGCCAGAGCUGUGUUUAAAAGUUUACAGGAAAGCCGUCCAUUUUCAGUUGCUUUUUUCAGGAAAGUAAUCCAAUUUGAAAAAGAGCAAGAAUCCUGCAAAAUGGCGAACUUGAGAGAAUAUUAUGAGAGGGCUUUGAGAGAGUUUGGAUCUGUAGAUUCUGAUCUUUGGAUGGAUUACAUCAAAGAAGAAUUGAACCACCCCCUUGGUAGACCUGAGAACUGCGGACAGAUCUAUUGGCGAGCCAUGAAAAUGUUGCAGGGAGAGUCAGCAGAGGCGUUUGUAGCUAAACAUGCUAUGCAUCAAGCUGGCCAUUUGUGAAAAGAGGAAGACCACAGCCAACCUUGUAAAAUAGUAUUGUGAGCCCUCUGGGCAGGUUUUGUUAGGAAUUCGUCUGCAAUUUGCAGACAGGAUUUGUUAGGAAUUCGUCUGCAAUUUGCAGACAGGAUUUUGAGAUAUGUUUUAAUUUUGUGUUAAUCUUUAAUUCCAGGAAAGAGAACUGCUGUUUCGUGGUCAGAGGCUACUUGUUGAGGCUGGAUCUACUGUAGGGUCUAAAUGUUUUCCAAAAUAUGUGGAAAUCACACACUGAUUAGAGUAUCUCUAAUCUCAACCUUGGGGUGGGUUGAAAUUUGGAAAAAGUUCAGUUCUGUUUGUUUAUUCUCUCCUUUUAUAAAAGUAUACAUGGUAUGCAUCUCUUGCAGAAAAUAUGGUGAGAAUAGAAUAAUGGAAAGAAAAUAAAAGUAUCCUGCCAUAUCAUUUGGAGUUAAACUUAGUAAUUUGAUUUCUUUGAUCAGAAUUGGAUUUAUUCUCUUGGAUCACUCAUUCAGUCAUUCCUAAGCAGGAAAGAAGGGAAGCUCUUUGGGAUGGAGGUAGGGGUUGGAGGAACAGAGCUGGAUGUCCUGAGAGCUGGCUGAAGUAGCAGAGAAGGAUGCUGGGUAUUGAGGAAAAGUCCUUGAAGAAGAUUAAGACAUUAUAAAACUGUCUUCUGUCACUGGGACUGAUCUGCAGAGAAAUGUUUACUGUGGGGAAGGCCUGGCAACCAAAGGGCAGGCCAAAGGGAGUAGAUUAGAGCUUCAGAAGGACUUCAAAGGCGAUGAUGGAGGAUGGCUUGGAGCAGAGAAGGGCAUUCUGGGAGCAGGGGAGGCAGUUGGUAUUUUAUAUUUUUAUCAUAAUGUCACUGGGAAAAGCAUUCAGUAUAGUUUACUUGUUUCACUUAAUGGUUUUAAAAUAGCCUUAAAAACAUUGAAUUUAUAGUAUUCCUUCAAAUAGAUGAGCCAUUACUUAUUUUAUUAAUCCCCUGUGGCUGGCCCUUGUCAUUUGCAAUUUUUUUAAAAUUAUAAAUGCUGUUAAUAAAGAUUCUUAUCUUUUUA